AUGACCACUGGAUCCAUUCUAUUGAUUUGUCUCUUUGCUGGCCCUAUUUUAUCAGACACCAUCAGCUUCAAACAACGCUACCCCCACAUCAAAUGGCCGCCCGGCGACCUGGAGCAGCAAUUUCGAAGCAUAGACGCCAACGGCGACAAUAACAUUGAGCAGAGGGAGCUGAUCGAGAGCUUGGUGCUGAACAAAUUGGGCCAUCUAUGGGAUGGCGAUCUGCCGGAUUUAUGGCAAACCGUCCUCGAUGCGGCUGAUGGCGAUCAUGACGGCCAGCUGAAUAUGGAGGAAUAUGGAAAGUUG
Messenger RNA from Mesorhabditis spiculigera, 303 nucleotides. The record is from the annotation of a GenBank genome assembly. Lineage: Eukaryota; Metazoa; Nematoda; Chromadorea; Rhabditida; Rhabditidae.